Messenger RNA from Sitophilus oryzae (rice weevil), 970 nucleotides. RefSeq names its product ATP synthase subunit s, mitochondrial. Lineage: Eukaryota; Metazoa; Arthropoda; Insecta; Coleoptera; Curculionidae. The record is from RefSeq and is a predicted model, not a curated record. The coding region runs from base 334 to 906 and encodes 190 amino acids. The transcript is spliced from 3 exons.
CUUUGGCUAUCCACCCUAAACAAGAGCAAAAAAGAAAAACAAAACAUUUAAAAAUGGCUGCACCAUCAUCCGGAAGGGGCGAGCACAUACAAAAACAAAUUCAACAAGAUUGGGGCAACCGAGAAUAUAUCGAAAUAAUCACAAUCAGCAUAAAGAAAAUUACAGAUUUCCUAAACUCUUUCGAUUUGUCUUGUCGUUCAAAACUUGCCGUAUUAAAUGAAAAAUUAACCACUUUGGAACGGGAAAUUGAUUAUUUAGAGGCUUGCGUAACCAAAGGUGAAACGCUUACAUGAAAAUAGCAGGAUAAGUACACAUAUUCCUUUUAAUUAUAUUAUGUCUUGUAUUAUUCUUCGAACUUGUAAAAAUAUCACUUUCAACGUACAUAAAAGAUUCCUGUUCCAUUGGGUCAAUAAACAGUUCAAUGUGGUGGACGAGGAUCGCAGAAAAUUACUCGGGCCUGACCGAACGUGUGCAGAAUGGAUUUUACGCAACGGUGGCAAAGUAAAAUGGACAAAUUCUCACGAGUACGAAGAGGAUUACAAUAAAUUACCCAAGGAAGAAGUACAAGUGAAGAUACAGGAAAUCGAUGCCAGUAACAGUUCGAUAAUGGCAAUCGGUUUCGAGCAUCUAAAAGGUUGUAAUAGUAUCAGUAAAAUUGUCCUGCACCAGUGUUCCCACCUCGAAAACGAGGCCUUAAAGGAACUACAUCACGUGAAAGAUUCAUUGCUAUUUUUACAAGUGUCUCAGUGCGGUAACAUUACGGAGACGGGUCUUCUACAUUUGAUUGUUCUUCAGAAACUCAGAACUCUUAUUAUUUACAGUUUACCAUAUAUAAAGGAUCGUGUAAAAAUAUUAGAUACACUUAAGAAUGAUAUGAAACAAUGCAAAAUUACUUAUGAUGAAUGAUACCUAGUAAUAAUCUUUAAAUGGGUUUGUACAUUGGUAUUUAAAUAUAAUAUUGUGAAUUUUC